CUAUUAUUGAUGCAUUAGUGUGUAAGCAGCAUUUUAAUGUUGCAGUAGGUUGAGGUAAUUUAAACUAUUUUAUAAACUGGUGUUUAGUUAAUGUAUAAACAUGCAUCAUUUUUUAAAACUCAGCAUAUUUUCUGUAAGGAAAAUAUAAAUCAUCAUUAAUGUCAAUAUUAAUAUUAACUACUGUAGGUGUUAGAUAAAUGCAAUGGAGUAAAAAGUCCAAUAUCCCGUUGUGAAAUGUUAUAAAGUAGAAGUAGAAAACUGAAAUACUACAAUAAUUAAAAAUGAACUUGAGUACAGUAUUUGAGUAAUUUUCUACCAGAGGAUACCUUUUUAAAAAGCAGACUGUAGAAAUAGGUCAAGUACCAAAAACUGUGAGUGCACAGUAAGUCUUUUGGAGACGCAUAUGGAUAUGAGACGUUCAGGGUCACUUUCAAAAAUGGGGUAUAAGUAGCACACGCUUUAGAUAUGGCCUUGUGUGUUUUCACAACAUGCUGAGAGAAAAAUGUCGCCGAGAAAAAAAGAAAGAGACACUAGUGCUGACACUUCAGCCUCUGUCUACAUCCUGCAGCAGAGGCUGAAGUGUGAAAAAUAAGAUGCUGAGCUGUGUGUCUUUAAAGGGUUAACAGGAGGAGGCGCAGCGGUGGUCAGCUCGUCUGGGUGGAGUGAAGUUUAGACAUGCACUAUAACAAAUUAGCCCGGAGGACUGCAUUAUGGCUGAGUGAAAAACACCAAGAGAAGUGAAAAACAUCUUUAAGAAACCCAGCCAGGCCUUUACAGAGACGUUACAAACACCGGGCUGAGAUGAGUGAUGUGAGCGAAGAGUCGCUGCUGGAUUAUUUCUACUCCACCGGAGGCAAUUCAGGCAGAGUCAAAAAUGCUGAUAUACUGAAGACAUUUAAGCCUUUUAUUGGCCAUAGUGACUUGCAGUUACGUGCUAAAUACAGAGAGGAAUUCAAGCUCAUCAUUGACCGAAUCGCUGUGGUGAAGUCAGAGAAUGGUGAGAAGUACCUCCUCCUGAAGAAGAAAUACAGGCAGCUGCUGAAUGAGCGCGACACCAAGCAACAGGGUACAGACGUAGACGGACAGAAACAUUCGAGUCCGGCCAGGACAACGGCCAUUGUACAGUGGGACACCACGGACGCUGCCACGACUUCUCCCCACCAGAGGGAAUCACAGGAUGAGCAGAUGUCAUGUGGAGAGCCCGAGAACACUGCAGAGGACCAGCAGACAGGAACAGUCACCAUGCAGCACACAUCACUGCAACCUCCUGUCAUCCAAAUCCAGGUACCCUCGGUUCAAAGCAUCGGGGAGGAUGAGUUGGACAAAGAUUUGGGGUCAAAGUCCGAGUCGGAGCAAGACGAGGAGUGUACGGGCAGUAUGGGCUCUGCUGCUGUCGCUCUGGAUCCUAUAGAAAAGGAGUGGAUCUACUCUGCUGCUGGUGCUCGAGUCCCUGACCUCUCUCAGCUGCUCAGUCAGGACCCCUCGCUGGCAAACAAGAAGGACUUCACCUCAUUUACAGCUCUGCACUGGGCUGCCAAACAUGGCAAUGAGGACAUGGCCACUCUAGUGGUUAAUGCCGGUGCUGAUGUCAACACCAAAUCACAUGUGAGUACCCAGGCUUUCAUCAGGCAGUGGUGGAUAUGUACAGUUAACGGUUUGAUAACAACAGGACAACAACAUGGCUGCUGGCUUCUUCUGUUGUGCCCCUCAGUGAUGGGGUACACACCUCUACACAUUGCAGCGUUACAUGGUCAUCGGAAUAUUCUUGACCUGCUCAUAGGGACAUAUGGGGCUAAAGAAAACUUAAGGGACUACAGUGGCCAUCUUGCUUGUCAUUAUCUAAACAACAAAGAACCAGAGGGUCCAGAGGAAGACUGCGAGCUGCAGUUUCAAGUCACUCAGGCCAGGGAGCGGAACAGGAACAGGAAGUUGGCAUCGUUGUUCCAGUCCAAGAAAAAAUGGGGCUCGGCGGAGGAGCUGGCUCCGAUAGAGGAGGAGAGGACGGUGUCACAUCAGCUCGUCCUGCCUCCGUUCAGACCCAGAAAAUUCUCCCGCUGAGGAGAAACAGACACCAGGGACGAUUUCUGACUCAUCCAUACAUUCCUAUUGAUACAUAAUAUAAACCCCCAUUAUAUACCAUGUAAGUAUUAAUACUGUAUCUGUAUAUUUAUGACGGACACACACACAUCGACACCUGUGCUUACAGACACAAUCACACGCACUCACUGAGGCACCUACAAGCUCAUCUAAGUGCUUUUACUUUGAAAGGAAGUACUGCAGGUGAUGCUAUGCUCAUACGUGUAUUAUUAAUAUUUAUGCUUACCAGACAAGUAUUUCUUGAAGCCUUUAAAUUUUACUAAAUGUUGCUAAAUGUUACUUAUGCCUUACAAGUUCAAAUGAGCUCAGGCCAGUGGGAUUCUUUUGUUUGUGUUUAAGUGGGAAGUUCUGACGAGGAGACGUAGAUACAGAAUAUAACCAGACUUAUCCUUUAAGGGAAAAUGCUGGUGGUUUUGUAUGUUAUGACCUGUUAAAAAUCAUGAGCACUUAACAUGAUACCACAACCAUUUUCCAAAACAUAUCACUAGUACUUGUGUAUUUUAUUAAUUAUUUUAUUACAUUGUCAUCUAGUGGCGGUCCUAAAUUGGGACUGAACUGAAAAGACUUCCUUAUUGAUGCGUUCAACUGCCAGCAGGAAAAUCAGACAUCUGAAACUCAGACUUGAGAUGAAGUUGCUUUACAGUUUUACAGAAAGCAUUUCCUUUUUUCCCCAAUUGUGUGUGUGUUUUUAAAUUGUUUUUUGCGUUGGCAGAGAAGUUAGUUUUAUUUUAUCAAGUCCCUGAAGGCACCAGCAGGAAACCCAACCUGCAACUGUUGAACAUCAGAUUAAUCAGUCAAUGAAACAAUUAUUAAGUACAUGUGAAAUGUCUUUUGCAUUUAUACAAGUUAAUUUUAAUACUGUGCUUGGAAGACUGAAGUCUAAAAAGUUACAUCACACUUUGAAAAAUGGUUAGCAGCAGCAGCAGCAGCAGUGUAAAGUGUUUAUGAUUAGUUAAUGGGAUUAAACAUACAAAACCACUGGUGUUUCUUUAUAUCUGAGCCGAUGAGACAUUCCAGAGCGCGAGAGGGAGGAAAAAACAAAAACGAACGCUGCAUGAAAAAGUUAGAUCUGACUUUCAUCACCAUUGCAAACGUUACUGCAGGGCUGGAUCUUAUUAUGUUUUCUGCCAAUUAGUAGGAUUUGCCAACCCUGUACAGACUCUGCUUGGCUGGCAUAUCCCCCUUUGUUAUUGUCAGGUUGUGGGGGCUAUGUUUGUCCAAUGUAACUUGUGUUGUCACGGUUCAAAACUACCUGCUGAUAUUAAAUAACUUUUGAUUGUUUGACUUAUGUUUCUGCAGCGUGGGCACAGAUAAUCUGGCCUCUGUUACUGGGUUCAGGUUUCAGUGAAAACUGAUUGUACUUUAUUUUGUCUUCUACCCCCUGGUGUUAUUUUCCUCUUUGCGAUCGAUGUUUUGCACUGUGACAGUGUGUUCUGGAUUAUUCUGCCAAUUGGUGUAAAGGGCUUUUGUAUUGUUUAUCAUUUUCACUUGUGGUGGUGUAAUCUAAUCUGAAGAACCAGCCUCCAUUACAUCUUUUGCACAAUAUUUAUAUAAUGAAGAUAUUUUGGUAUUAAACUGUAUUUUAUAUCAAACCAAA
Molecule: messenger RNA, 3694 nt
Organism: Lates calcarifer (barramundi perch)
Lineage: Eukaryota; Metazoa; Chordata; Actinopteri; Centropomidae
Product: ankyrin repeat domain-containing protein SOWAHB
Exons: 13
Coding region: 802-2058 (418 amino acids)
Molecular function (GO): protein binding
Source: RefSeq, a predicted model, not a curated record